Pseudophryne corroboree (corroboree frog) is the source of this 1900-nucleotide messenger RNA. Its product is annotated as probable peptidyl-tRNA hydrolase 2. The coding region runs from base 167 to 736 and encodes 189 amino acids. Gene Ontology annotation, cellular component: mitochondrion; cytosol. The transcript has 7 exons. The record is from RefSeq and is a predicted model, not a curated record. Gene Ontology annotation, molecular function: protein binding; peptidyl-tRNA hydrolase activity. Lineage: Eukaryota; Metazoa; Chordata; Amphibia; Anura; Myobatrachidae.
CCGUUGCCGCUGCUGCUGCUUUCGCCGAGCUCUUUAGUGAAUCCAGUCGGUAACCUCAGCGGCCGCCGCCUGCGGGAGAGCUCGUCCCUCUGGGAGUGAGGCGGUGCCCGUACACGGGAGCAGAGCUGUUUGCUGAAUUAAUGGGGUAUUUUGCCCUUCUAGUCUAAUGGAGACAUGCGAUCAGGAUCCAUCCGACGCAGCUCAGGGAACCAUGGAGGUGAAUGUAGAUUAUUUACAGCAGCUUAAAGAUCUGGAUAUACCUGAAGAAGAAGCAAAGAAGGCUCUUAUUCUAACUGGAAAUGUGUCUGCGGAAGAGGCUGCAAUAUUUUACUUUGACAGCUUAGAGAGCCAGAAUCAGGAAGUAGAUGAAGAUAACCUUUAUUACAAGAUGGUAUUUGUGGUGAAUAUGGAGCUCUCCAUGGGGGUGGGAAAGAUUGCUGCCCAGGUGGGGCAUGGAGCCGUCGGGUUAUAUCAACUCUUGUUAAAGGAGGCCAAGACCAGGGAGAUGGCCUAUAAAUGGGAGGAGUAUGGGGCUAAAAAGGUUGUACUUCAGGGUUCUAGUACAGCUCACCUAAUGGAGUUACAAGCUCUGGCGAUAAGUAUGGAUCUACCCACGUACCUGGUGCAGGAUGCUGGCAGGACCCAGAUUGCAGCUGGGUCGCAUACGAUCCUUGCCGUCAUGGGGGAAGAAGAAAUUGUGAAUAAGGUGACCGGCAAACUGAAGUUGCUGAACUAAGAGACAGCACGACAAGCGGAGAGCAGCCCCUGUGCUGGUGAGAGGGAAGGCUGUUGUGGUGACCCUAACCAAAGCGCUAGUCUGCGCAGAGAAGGAGAACGCGGCGGGACUCGUCUCGUAUGUGCCGUACUGACAAGUAACGCUCUGCAUCCAUCGCCACUCACAAAAUGGAGAUACUGUGUCUUAGGGCACAUUCAAAACAUUAGCAGUGUAUCUACGUAGCCAAAUAUGCUAUUAAAGAUCACUAGUAGGAUACUGAUUAGGCAGAUAAAGUACUGUAUAUGGAAAUUCGCGAGUUUAGAGCUUUACAUUUUAAAGGACCCAAAACAGAUCUGACUAGUAUUAUGUUUGGUGUUAGUGGUAAUUUAAUCCCGAAUAGCCUCAAAGGAGAAUUCCUGCAAUUAGCUAAAUUCCACCACAUAUACAGUUUAAGCGUAUGCAAUAUACAACCGUCUGCCAAACAGCAGCAGACGAGCAGUAUUCCUUUACCUUGUUUAUUAUCGUAGUUGUUGUGGUUACAAUGUACUUAGUAACUAGCCACUUCCUCGUUUUAUAUUGUGCCAUUAUAUCUGAUGUUCCACGUCCUUAUAAAUAUUUAUGACCCCUACCUUCCUACCCUAAUACAGACCUGUACCAGUGUCUAUUCUCCAUGUGAUUGGCCUAUCAAGAUGCCCAGAUUAGCAAUGUACGUUUGAGAUUGCAAAUGAGCUCAUUGAGAUUUGUGCAAAGUUGCUGGUCCCAGGUAUGUGUAGAAAUCUCAUGCGCAUUGGACAAAUACUUCCUAAGUGGAAUCAUGUUAUACAAAUACUUUUUCUGACCAGUUCCCGAAACGUACGUAUUUGUCAUUAUUGCUGUUUCCUGUACAUAUAAAGCAAACGUCACUUAAAUAGCUUCCAUCUAAGUAUAGUGUUGCUGUUGAACUUUCCUUUCCAGUUUAUUGGUGGUUAUAAUGAAUCGGUAAGCGCAGUUUAUUCUACAGGCAAUGCCCGUUCUGCUUUCGUCCAUUCACAGAUAACAAGCACCGAUCUGUCAGUGACUCCCUUUAAAUCACUGUAAGUUUGCUCAUUGAAUAAACUCUGUUGUAACUGGAUGUUUUGUAUAGUAACGCAAAAUUGAUGUAAAGGUGAAUUCCUCAGCAUUUUGAGUAAAUUGUUUCCUAUUAAA